GAUGUAUUUAACGAUUCAAGUACUGGAUCAAACUUAAAGCCAGUUUUUUACUCGGUGAACUGGAAAGGUCACCUUGUCUUGCUGGAAAAGAAGCAAACUCUCAGCUCUCCUACUCUCUGUUUAACAGCGGCCGCGUGCAUUUCUUCAUGCUAUUAGUUAGUUAGGCUAUCUAGCUUUACAGACAGGUAUACUCAUGGUAGAUGAGAAGGGAAAGAACAUGAAAUGUCUCACCUUCUUCUUGAUGCUUCCAGAGACGGUCAAGAACAGGUCCAAGAAGAGCUCUAAGAAGGGAAGUAGCAGCAGCAGUAGUGGCAGCAAAUUGCCUCCAGUUUGCUAUGAAAUCAUUACCUUGAAGACCAAAAAGAAGAAGAAGAUGGCUGCUGAUAUUUUUCCCCGAAAGAAGCCAGCUAACACUAAUACAACUGCUGUCCAGCAGUACCACCAGCAGAAUCUCAAUAACAACAACACUAUUCCGGCACCUAAUUGGCAAGGACUUUAUCCAACCAUCCGAGAGAGAAAUGCAGUGAUGUUCAACAAUGACUUGAUGGCAGAUGUUCAUUUUGUGGUCGGGCCACCAGGUGGGACCCAGCGGCUGCCAGGACACAAAUACGUCCUGGCUGUUGGGAGCUCUGUAUUCCAUGCGAUGUUUUACGGAGAGCUUGCCGAGGACAAAGAUGAAAUCCGUAUACCAGAUGUUGAGCCCGCUGCUUUUCUCGCAAUGCUGAAAUACAUAUAUUGUGAUGAAAUUGAUUUGGCUGCAGAUACCGUACUGGCUACUCUUUAUGCUGCCAAGAAGUAUAUCGUCCCUCAUCUUGCCCGCGCCUGCGUCAACUUUCUAGAGACAAGUCUAAGUGCAAAGAAUGCCUGUGUGCUGCUUUCCCAGAGCUGCCUGUUCGAGGAACCUGACCUGACCCAGCGCUGUUGGGAAGUGAUUGAUGCCCAAGCUGAGCUGGCUUUGAAGUCCGAGGGAUUCUGUGACAUUGAUUUUCAGACACUCGAAAGCAUUCUCCGAAGGGAGACUCUGAAUGCCAAAGAAAUUGUUGUUUUCGAAGCAGCUCUGAACUGGGCCGAGGUGGAGUGUCAGCGCCAGGAGCUGACGGCCACCAUAGAGAACAAGCGCAAAGUGCUGGGCAAGGCGCUCUACUUGAUCCGCAUCCCUACCAUGGCGCUCGACGACUUCGCCAACGGCGCCGCGCAGUCCGGGAUCCUGACUCUCAAUGAAACCAAUGACAUCUUCCUCUGGUACACGGCUGCCAAGAAGCCAGAGUUACAGUUUGUAAGCAAACCCCGGAAAGGCCUCGUUCCUCAGCGGUGCCACCGUUUCCAGUCCUGCGCUUACCGCAGCAACCAGUGGCGUUACCGGGGCCGGUGCGACAGCAUCCAGUUUGCCGUUGAUAAGAGAGUGUUUAUCGCUGGCUUUGGGCUGUACGGCUCCAGCUGCGGGUCGGCAGAGUACAGUGCCAAGAUCGAACUCAAACGACAAGGAGUUAUCCUAGGCCAGAACUUGAGUAAAUACUUCUCAGAUGGUUCUAGUAACACUUUUCCCGUGUGGUUUGAAUAUCCAGUGCAGAUUGAGCCCGACACCUUUUACACAGCUAGCGUGAUCCUGGAUGGUAACGAACUCAGCUAUUUUGGACAAGAAGGAAUGACAGAAGUUCAGUGUGGGAAGGUGACUGUUCAGUUCCAGUGCUCCUCGGACAGUACAAAUGGCACUGGGGUACAGGGAGGGCAAAUUCCUGAACUCAUAUUUUAUGCUUGAAUGAAAGCGUGUGGAGAUGAAACGUUUUGCUAUGAAGAACUUGUCUGGUUGAGGCCUACUGACACUUAGCUUUUUAUCUUCAGAUAUGUGGUCAGUACAGGUAACAUGUAACUAAAGGCUGUGGGCAAGUUGCUGCCUUGCUAUACUUGUAGCAUCGUUGGUGAUAAAGUGUAAUAAUUAAACUGGAAGCUCUUAGGAGCAAGCAAGUUUUAAAGGCUUAGUAAGAGAGGUACCUGUUUGCUGGUGAUGCACCUGCGAAUCACCAGAGGAUAUCCCCAUCUUGUAUCUCGCUAAACACUGUCUUAAUUCAUCCAUUUUCUUGGUUUCCAUUUCCUGCUUUCUACUUGUAACUAUUUGAGGAGGUAGAGGCAGAAACAAGAAAAUGGAAUCUCUUCAGAGAUUCCAAUAAACUGAGCUGCUUUUGAUCACAAGGGCUGAAAGAAGCGCUGCAGUUGUAAGUAGAAAGCCUAAGUUUAAAUCUUCAUCCUGUGAGAUUCUCCUGGGGCCAGCUGUUUGGGAUGGCUGCAGGGGAAGAGAGAGAGAAGCAAGCAGCUUUCAGGAAGCUAUACAGCAUAUUGACCCUGUCCACAGUGCAUAGACGUGUUUAGAGUGAACAGGGAACAUGAGCUUAGCAAGUUACCCUCAGAGCACAUUUUCUAGGAAUCCCACCUUGAAAGCAUGAAAGUACUUGCACAUGUUGAAAUUGUAUAUGCAGCUCUUGAAACUCCACUCCUAUGGCCUAGUUUUUGCUACCUAGAAGUUAAUUUGCUAUUUAAGUGGCUUUUCUUUGAACCCUUGCUGUGUAAAUGAGAAUUGAUCCUGCAUCAGAUGCUAGAUAUUAUUUGUUUGUUUUGAAUGGAAUUUUUUUUCUUCCUCAUAAACAUUGUAGAGACAGAUUAUAGAGAAUGUACCAACGCUGAUUUGGACCCAUAUUACCAUGUGUUAUCAGUGGCAUUUUAGACAAGGACAAAAAGAUUCCCAACUGUAGCCAUACUACACUUAGUGUAUAUCAUCAGAUAAUAUUGAGGAGGAGGAAGCCUUCUCUAAUGUGUUAAUGUUGGAUCUCUUGCAGCUGUUUAUGGUUACACAGCAAUCAGAGGAUUAUGUGGUACAGAACUUCUUUUCUGAUCUUAUUUUCUUCCUAUCAUAUGUCUGUGUUGCUUUUUGAAAAGUCUUAGGGAUCGUGGCUCCUUUGUCAGGGAAGGGAACCAACGUAAGUAAGAAAUACAGAUAUUAUUAGAACACAAGAAAACCCUUCACCAUUGCAUUGGAACAGUUGCCUCAGAGGGACACUCCCUAUUGUAAAGCAUCUCAUUCUCAUUUCGUCUCUGAAGUGGGUUCUGUUUGUUGUGUGUGUUUUAACGAAAUGAGAGGACCAAAUGAUUCCUUAGACAGACUGAAGAUUAAUAGUGUAGUAUAUCACCACAUUAAUGCAGCAUAACCCUAAAUUCACUUGUCAGUUUUGUAAUAAAAAUGUUUUUCUCCUAUGAUUUCUUACCAGUUUAAAACUAUUGCUCUAAGUGUUUCUUGACGGUUGGAAUCCUGGCCCCUGGCCAUCACAAAGUGCCGAUACAUCUUUGCAGUGUCCAAAAUACCACCUGAAGUAAGGAAAAAUGGAGUGCAGACUUCACACAAUUUAUGGCCAAAGCCCAGUUCUUCUCUCUAGGUAAUAAAAGGAGAACAGGUAAAAGAGUGCCCGGCAAGAUCUAUAUUUCUCCCCCAUCAUAGUGUUUAAUAUUUGAUAUCCAUACUUAUGUAUGUGUAAGCAACGUUCUUUCUGAAACCUUAAUACCCUCAAAACAUAGAGAAAAAUGGUUUGUGUUGUGUUGGUUUUUUUUGUAACAGAUGUAUGUAAUGCAGACUGUUAGUGAAACCUAAACAGUAUGCUCCAUGGAAAACUCCCGGAGAGAGAUUUAAAAAACCUCCACUUAAUUAUAUUUAGAUCUGCAGCCUAAAAUGGACGAGCUUAUAAUUGUAUGGACUGGAGAAAGAGUUGCUGAAGAGAAGGCAAAAAGGACUCUUAAGGUUGUGAUGAGGUAAUGGUCAUCUACUUUUAGACAAGAUCUGAGCAGCAGUUCAUUUAAAUACAUUUGAAAAAAGAGAAAUAAACUAAUCAGCUGAUGAAGUUUUCCUGCAGCAAGCAGUUGAUGUAGAUGUAAUUACUCUGAUGAUCAAAUUGACAAGUUGCUUGCAGAGGCAAGCUGCAUUCUGAGCUUAGAGAUAAAAAUUGGGUGCUUGAGGUGAGGGGCCAAAUCAGAGAGUGCUGCACUGGGAUAACUAGGCUUGGGUUCUCACUUUUCAUUUACUUUUUGGUUUUUACUUAUGUGCAAAGGUGAGGUAUCUGCUCUGUUCACUGUGUGGAGCAGAAGGGAGGAGGUGAGAGUGCUCUGUAGCUGUUCAACAUAGAAAAUGAGCUGUUACUUAAUUGAAACCUUUUUGAGGAAGUAGGAUGAAAGCUACCACCAACUUGAUUCCUUUGAGUUCAUUCCAGGUUUUAGGAGCUGGUGCAUGUGAAGUUUUUCAUUAUGGCUGCAUAAACAUAAGCACCCCAAACCACUUUUUGAUGCUUACAGUGCAACUUGAUUCUGAGCAGUGCUUGGUGCUAUCGAUACUGGUGUAUAAGUAGGUGGCUAGUACCAGUCACCUGAGGACAUCAGGGCAUUUCAGUAGAUAUCUAAAUGUGGAUUUGGUUGGUUUAGCAGUAGCAUCCAAGGUUGAAUACAUUGAUUGACAUUUUGCAAGCCUCAGCCAUAUCAAACUGGAAUGUUAGAGAUCCUUUCAUAGAUUCUGUCUUAAACUGUACCUGGCCAUCUUUGCUACUUGUAUGUUUGAUUUUCCUGGUGAGGGGAAUCUGUGAUAGGAGAGUAUAGUGUAAUAUACUUUCUGCAUAUCUAAAAUAGUAUUUAAGUGAACAUUUUAAUUUCUACAUACAUAUUGCACUGAACUGUUCUGGGAUUAUUUUUGUAAUUGGUUGUGAUAAACGCAGCUAACUCAAGGUCACAGCACCCGUUCUGCUGGAGCAGUGCUGGACCUUAGCAGGCUUACAGCAUUAUUUAUAAAGGACAGAUAUAUAAAAAUAUGAAGUACCUCAUGUUGAAUGUUAUUGUACUGUAUCUUUAAUGUCACAGUGCAGAUCUUGUUGGACUCAUGAAUGUGUAUAAUUGCAUUAAAC
Colius striatus (speckled mousebird) is the source of this 4931-nucleotide messenger RNA. RefSeq names its product BTB domain containing 3 (gene BTBD3). Gene Ontology annotation, biological process: neurogenesis; cerebral cortex development; dendrite morphogenesis. Gene Ontology annotation, molecular function: protein binding. Gene Ontology annotation, cellular component: cytosol. The transcript is spliced from 4 exons. Lineage: Eukaryota; Metazoa; Chordata; Aves; Coliiformes; Coliidae. Bases 194 to 1759 code for a protein of 521 amino acids. The record is from RefSeq and is a predicted model, not a curated record.